AUGGGAGCUUGGUUCAGCCGCUCCAAAGUUACGGUCUUCGAUGUCUUCGAUUUGGGAGAUGAAAUUGGCAGCGGCAAUUUCGGCCAGGUGUUGCUUUGCACUCGACGUGAUGAUCCAACUCAGGCCUACGCCGUGAAGGUGGUAGACAUGGAGAGUAGCCAGGCGAAGGCCAUGCAGGUUUACCAAGCCGCCAGAGACGAGUUGGACAUCAUGAAGGGCUUGAACCAUCCCAACAUCGUGAAGCUGAUCCAGGUCUUUCAGGACAAGCGGUUUCUCUAUGUGGUGAUGGAGCGAGUGAAGGGGGGUGAACUUUUUGAGGCUUUGAAGUCUGAGCUGGCUGUCAUCAUUGAACAGGAUGUGGCCAGAGUCGGGCUGCAGCUCAUGAAGGCCCUGGAUUAUAUCCAUGGCUGCAACAUUGUGCACCGAGACAUUAAGGCACAAAAUAUCCUUCUCACUGAGCCCCCGAUACUUCCGGGUAGGGCUCUACAGAACGCCGACAUCAAGUUGAUUGACUUCGGCCUUUCAGCGAAGCUUCCUCGGGAGUGUUGGCGGCAGCAAGAUCGUGCAUUUGACACCAUCUGCGGAACUCCGGCCUGCUGUGCACCAGAAAUUUGGGCCACCCAGGAGAAAGCUAUUCCACUUUGGCGGAAACGCUGGGGAAUGAGGUAUGGCUGUAAGGUGGACAUCUAUGCUGCUGGUGUGGUGCUCUACAUGGCAUUGCUAGGCAAACUGCCAUUCAGUGCUUCAGACACCAGGAAGCUAGCAAGUCUGGUCUGCAGCCCCCACGAGUUUCCAAAUUUUCAGUCCAAAGACGGUACCUACGAGGUCUCAAAAAGUUGCAGGGAAUGCUUGUCCAUGAUGUUGGAGAAGGACCCAAACAGACGAUGCUCUGCGUUGCAGGCCACCAGACAUCCAUGGCUCCAAAACACCGUUCCCAGAAAAAGGGCGCUGCCCAAACCCAUCCCGCAGGAGGUCCGUAGCAGCGCUGCUGAAGAAGCGCAGGCUGCAGCAGUUGCCCCUCCUCAAAGCCCUGAGGUGCACAGCGAACGACUGCGAGCACUUGAGCAGGCGCGAAACGAUUGGGAGGAGGCGUUGGAGAGCGACGAGUCAUCCGAGUCUGAAAGCUCCGGGGCGGGAAAGGUCUCCAGCGGCAGAGUGUCGUCCCCACUGGAUGGCGGGGUACCCAGGUUUGUGGUGCAGCCGAAUUGCUGGGAACUCGGCCCGGCAGAUCCCGGCCAACGCAUGACAUCGUUGCUGGUUUCAAGCUGGGGCCUCAGCAGUUUGUUGCCUCUGCCGUUCGAUUUCUGCAGCGAGAGGUUUGUUGGACUUGAACUUGUGGUCUUCCUGGUCACAUUGCUUGCCGCUUUCGCACAUCUUGAUACCAAGCGCUUCCACGCAGCCAAGCUCGCAUCCUCGGAGGAGAAGCUUCCCAAGGUUAUCUUUUCAGAGCGCGAUGUGCGCGAAGUGCCCAGAUCCGAGGUUGAAUCCAAAGUCCCUGGAUCGCUGCAGUGGUCAAUAGCUGCAAAGAACUUCAUUCAGGCCUUGGCUUGCGACCUUGAUGACAUUGCCCUCCAUGCACGAGACCCGCAGAGUACUCGCACUGUGAACCAGGUGAUGCAGAUGUACGAGAAGCUGUUAGAGACACUUGCCCAAAGAGGCAUGGCUCUGCCAGAGGUGGCAAAUCAUGCUCGGCACACCUCUGUAGAUGUCUACAGCAGCCUCGUCUACUGUGCUGUGCGAGCCAGUCGUUGUCACCUUGUGGAAAAGUUGUUGAACGACAUGAUUCACCAGGGUGUGGCCCGACCCCUGCACUUUUAUGAGAGCACUAUGAAGCAGCUUGCAGGAGUUAAGAAGUACAAGCUUGCCCUGAAUGUAUACGAGCGCUUGGCGAAGGAUGGUUUACAACCCUCACCUGUCACACUUAGUUGCCUGAUCAAUUUCGCGGUGGAGGUGGGUGAAUUGCGAAGGGCAAUCAACUUUUUCACUCUUCUUGCAUCCCAGUCGACUCCAUCCAUCAGGGCGUACAUGACGGUGCUCAGAGUGCACAGCAUGCGGCAGGAUUGGCCUUCUGCGAUUGGCAUCAUUCAUGACAUGAAGCGCAAAGGAGUCCCAGUGGACACGUUGGCACUCAAUGUGGCGCUGGGCACUGGGAUUGUCGCGGAUCGACUGGAGGAGGUGGAAGCAGUGAUCCAAGAGGCUCCACAGGUGGACAUCGUAUCGUACAACACGCUGUUGAAGGGCUAUGCACAACGCAGCGAUCUCAUCAAAGCCCACCAGGUCUUUCAAUCUCUGCUUCUUCGUGACUUGAAGCCAAACGCUAUUACCUUCAACACCAUAGUCGAUACAGCGGUGCGAUCCUGUGAGUUCAAUCGCGCGUGGCAGCUGCUUGAUGAUAUGGAGGUUGCUGGCUUCGCUCCAGACAGGUUCACUUGUUCGAUUAUGGUCAAAGGCAUCACCAAGUUUGGAGAAAGGGCGGAUGGCGAAUGCUCUGCUGUCCAGGAAGCUUACAUCAAGAAUGUUCUCAAACUGAUCCGCAAGGUGGCUACGUCCUUUGACAAGCCCUUCUUGAGCCAGAUGUUCCAUGCCGUUUUCGAGGCCUGUGGUGAUGUUCCUUCCCUUGCACAGGAGGUGGUGUUGGAGAUGCGGCAAAAUCAGGUGGAUUCUGUUCCAACCAGAAGUACGAGGUGGCGUUGCGAUGCGGAAAAAGGUGAUUUUCGCGACGCCGGUUGGAUUCAUUUGGGAUGGUGA
This is a messenger RNA of Cladocopium goreaui, 2748 nucleotides long. The record is from the annotation of a GenBank genome assembly. NCBI's taxonomy places the organism in Eukaryota, Dinophyceae, Suessiales, Symbiodiniaceae.